AGAAAUCACUGCUUUAUGUGCGAUUUUCCAAGAAGACUGCAAAAUUCUUCCUGGAUCACCUCCUCAGAUAGUUAUUAAGCUCAGACCCUAUUCAAAGGACAUGGGGUACGAGGAUGUAGAUGUUUCUGCUGUUCUUGUUGUUAGGUUCUUACCUGGCUAUCCUUUCAAGUGUCCAAAGUUGCAAAUUACUCCUGAGCAUGGUUUAUCAGAAAGUGAUGCUGAUAAACUUUUGUCUCUCCUCCUUGAUCAGGCUAAUUUAAAUGCCAGGGAGGGAAGAGUAAUGAUCUUUAAUUUGGUGGAGGCUUCUCAAGAAUUUCUGUCUAGUAUUGAGCCAGCUGACAAAUUAAAUGACUCUAAGAAUUUGCACUCAGCUAUGGAAAGCAAUGAAGAAUUAUUUUUCAAGGAUAUAGCAACUUCAAAUAGAAGUUCUGCUUUUGUUUAUGGUUUCAUAGACCUCUUCAGUGGCUAUGGAGAAUCAUGGAAUUGGGGUUUUGGAGUGGAUGAAACAAGGGGUAAAGUUUCUUCUGUCCCACCAAUAAAGUUAGAUGCCUCAGAACAUGUUUAUGGGAUUGAGGAAAAUAAAUCUGAUAGAACUUCAGAACCACCUAAAAUGCAAGAAUCAAAGCAAGGUCCAUUAGUUUCUCCAACUGCCAAAUUACAUACCUUGAGGGAAAAUAGUGAAGAAAGCAACACGAGCAUGCCUUCAUCUAAUUCUGGUAGGUCUCACGCAAUGGAGCUCAUAGGGAAUGGCAAUAAAAAUGAGAAAGAGCAAGAUUUUAUCCUUGAUGAGUAUACAUCAGAGGAUAAUGAAGAAGGUAUUUAUGCAACUCCAUCUUCAGGGUCCCAAUCUUCUUCAUCCAUGACUCAUAAUCAAGAACUUCAAAUAGAUGAAAGGGAUAUGAUAAUGGUUCACUUGCUUCGCCUUGCUUGUUCCUCAAAAAGUCCUUUGGCUAACUCUUUGCCACAAAUAGCUACUGAGCUAUACAAUUUAGGGGUCAUUUCUGAUUGGGCAAGGCAUAUGGCGUCUGAACCACCUUCUCAUUUUAACAUAACCUUUGAUCAUGUUUUCCAGAAACAACUGGUAUCAUCCAAAAUAUCGCAGUUUUGGAAACCUUCUGUUCUUGGAGGCCCAGCUAUGGUUCCCAUAAGUUCUCGAUAUUUGAAUGACUUUGAGGAGCUACGGCCUCUUGGUCAUGGUGGUUUUGGUCAUGUUGUGUUGUGCAGAAACAAACUUGACGGAAGGCAGUAUGCAGUAAAAAAAAAUCGCCUUAAUGACAAAAGCAUGCCUGUAAAUGACAGGAUUUUAAGGUAAAUUUAUAUGUCGGAGCAUG
Molecule: messenger RNA, 1331 nt
Organism: Prosopis cineraria
Lineage: Eukaryota; Viridiplantae; Streptophyta; Magnoliopsida; Fabales; Fabaceae
Product: eIF-2-alpha kinase GCN2-like
Exons: 11
Coding region: 101-1312 (403 amino acids)
Biological process (GO): protein phosphorylation
Cellular component (GO): cytosol
Molecular function (GO): ATP binding; protein binding; eukaryotic translation initiation factor 2alpha kinase activity
Source: RefSeq, a predicted model, not a curated record